GGCGAGCUAACAACAACGGCAAACAAAACGCAAACGCAAUCGCGACGUGCUCAGAAUUUUGUUAUUGUUUUCGUUUUUCUCGUUCGCCGAGUUAGAACUUUAUGUGGAGCUCACCUGGGCGCCGUCGUUAGCGUCGCAACGCGGAAAAGGCGAGAGAGCGCAGCUGAAGAGAUACGAGAACACAAGGAGUCGCCGUAUGAGCGGGCGAGAGCGCGGGAGUGAGUGCGUAUGUGUAUGUGUGUAUGUGUGUGAGUGUGUGAGAGAUCAAGAUCUACUACAGACAGCAGCUAGCUGCAGCUUCUCGUAGCCUGGCUGCAGCAGUUACGAUUCGUGCGCGUCGCUUGCAACAUCAAAUUGUUUUUUCGGUUUCCGUUUCGGUUUCGAAUUGCUGUGUUUUGUUGUGUUGUGUUGUGCUGCGCGCGUGUGUGUGGGAAAAAAUGCAACAAAUAUGUGUGUCCAUUAGCUGGAAACGUUUUGGCGCUUGUAAUUGGCGGCAGCUGCUUUUGUUUAGCCUUUAAGAGCAACCAACAGUGAAACAGUGAACUACGGCGACAGCAGCAACAGCAACAACAACAACAACAACAACAACAGCAGCAGCUACAACAGCAGCAGCUGGAGGCAAAUGCAGUCAAGGUGCGCUUAAUUAACAUGCAACUGGCAACUGGCAAGCUACAACAACAAGUUAACGACAACAGCACGUCAAAGAGUGCAAUCGAAGAUAUCAAAAGAAACUAAAAUUGCCGGUAGACAGCAGCAACAACAAUAGCGACAGCAACAGCAACAGCAACAUCAACGUCGUCGCGCUGUCUAACAAAAGUUCACCAAUCAGUCAAAAGUAAAAGAUGAGUUGCCCAGCUGUGGUAAGGCCUUGCCCUGGAGCUGCUAAUUAAAGCGCACAAGAGCAACAAUUGCAACAUCGAUAGCAAUAGCAAAGACAAAAUCAGCGACAACAGCAACACCAACAACUGGCAACAGCAACAUCAACUGGCAACAGCAACAUGUCGCUCGUUUUGCGAAGUCAACGCGCCUUCAUUGAGGAAAAUGCUCGUCAAGUGCCGGGCAAUGGCACCCCCAGCUCCACGUUAACCCGCUCUGUGCGCAGCUGCAACUGCUGUCCGUAUGGAUACCACAUCGAUCUGGACUUUGUGCGCUACUGCGAGGCUCUGGCCAAUGCCAAGCCGAGCGAGGAGGAGUUGCAGCGACGUGAUCGUCGACGUUCGCGCAAAUCUAUGGAGUUUAUGCUUGGCUUUGAGAGUCUGUUUGGCAGCGAUUGGCAGGCGGAAAGUCGUGUGCAACCCAAGCUAACAGAGGCCGCACAUGAAAGCGAACCGGAUUCGCCACGCCCCGCUGCCGGGCAAUCGCCCUGCUAUCGGCCGCGCUCCUCGUCAGUGCCACGCUUCAGUUACAGCAACAGCCUCGCACCACGCGCUGAGUCGCCCUAUGGCACAGCCUCCUCCACCUGUUCCUCGCUGCGUGGCGGCAUCGAGAGCGAUGCGGGCAUCUACCAGCCGCCAAGGCAUCAGGGCAACCAUAUCUAUGGCCAUGCCCACCCGGCCGUCAGUCCGCCGGAAACGCGCGCCUUCCUCCACGAAGCGCUCGACGAGGUCUGCAGCGAUUUCGAGCGAACACUGGAGCGCGCCUCGACCAAGCGGCGUAAGGCAGGCGCCUAUAGCUAUACCAACGGCAGCGCCCACUCCAUGGAUCGCAACAACAACAGCCUGAGCCUCAGCCUGAGCCUCAACAACGGCUACGGCUCCAAGGAGGUCAAAGAGCGUCGGAUGGGCCAGAGCACAUGGGAUCGUUACUUUGAUGUCGCAGACUCCUGCAUGGCGGGCAAUCGCUCACCGCGGUCGAGCACACCGCGCCAUUUUCAGCGCUCGAACACGCUGCCCUUGCAGCAGCGACCUAGUCCCAGUCCCGCCGAGGUGCACUACGAGAGCUAUGUGCAGGCCACGGUGGCGGCCAAUGCCAAGUCGCCAGUGGAGCAGCUGGAGCAGGCCAAGGCGACGCCGCCACCACCGCCGCCACGGCGCCAUCAUUUGACAGCCACGCCCAAGGCGGAGCAGGCGAAUGGGCAUGACACUGCCAGCCCCCUGCAGUCGCCGGCCAGUUCGGAAGCUGGACAGACCACAGCAGAUGCACAGGCGCUGUGCCAGAUACGUGAGCAAAUGGCGCUCAGUCUCAAACGUCUCAAGGAUCUAGAGGAACAGGUUAAGGUCAUACCCGAUAUGGAGCUGGAACUCAGCUCUUUGCGUGCUGAGAAGCAGCGCCUGCAGCGCCGCAAUGAGGAGCUGUUGCGUGGUCAACGCCAGACGCCCUCCCCACCAAGUCCAGGCAUCAAGAACGCCUCGCCCGUCCAGUUUACGCCGCAGCGCAUCAGUCCUGUUUCGCUGGAGAGCCUGGGAGCGCGCAUGCGCAGCAGCUCCAUAUCGCCCAGCAUAAUAAGACGCGAUGUGGCCACACAGGCGGCCAGCAAAGUGACUGCCACACGCGAUGUGGCCGUGGGCUCCCAGCUGACCGUCCGGCAUGUGGGCACGCAGCAAGCCGAGGUGCUCUACUCGCAGCCGGAGCUGAAGCAGAAGAUUGAACAGGCGCUCAGCGAUUGCAGGCAGCAGCGGCUCAGGCAGCUGAUCUCGGUGGGCACUCAGAUGUAUGUGCCACAGCGGGAGCGGCGCGAGAUGGGAAAUCAAACGGUGCCGGAGCGACCGGUGCUCAAGCACAAUGUGAGCAUCAGUGCCAAGCCCACGACCAGGGAAAACUUCACCAACUGCCAGCCGGAUGUGCGCAGCGUGGGCAGCUCCGACCAUCGCAUCACGGAUGUGCUCUGCGAAAAGUGUGCCAUCGUUCGGCGCAGCGUCAGCGUCAGCUGUGGCACAGAGGAGCCGCUGGAGAAACCAAAGCCCGUGCCACUGCUGCCGGGGCGCAGCAACACCUUCAGCCUGGGCGAGCAUGAGCAGCUGGCGAUCAAGCGCAAGGCCAUUGCCUGCCAGACCCCAAUGAAAAUGGUGCACAGUGCGUCGAGCCAAACAACAACGACCACUGUGCGUUCUACGGGGGCUCAGGUGAGGCCGGAACAGCAACAGAUGGCAACACAGUGCGGGAACGUGGAAACGAUAAGCCGCCAAACGGAUACCAAUGGACUGCAGCGUCUUUCACGCAGCGCAACCAAGUCCGAGCAGCUGAUGGCGCCACAGACACGCCCAUCUACACGCCACGCAGGCAGUAACACCGAGCCGGCGCCAUUGCCUAAGCCAGAGCGGAGCACUACACACUCAGCUUGCAACACGGAUCAUGUGCACAAACGGGACGUUGGCUGCGGCGACAUUGUCAAGCCGCACAUCUCGAUUGCCUGUGCGGCCAAUUACUGUGAUUCCUGCAAAGAGGCUAUCCGCGUGCUGGCCAAGGAUUUUUCAAAGGCGGACAACAGCGAGCUGACGCCCGCUGCAACGACUGCUGCGGCUACUCCGGCGGCAGCUUCCACGCCUGCGCCCACGGUUAGGCGCUCUGCCUCGGCAGAUUCGCGCAUUCCGCGCCCUAAGCAUCUCACUAGUCCCAGUCCAGUACGCAGGCAGUUCCAGAGACAAAAUACUUAUACACUACCAACUGCCACAGGAACGCCAUCGACCAUAAAGAGCCCCAAGGCGGAAAGAAAAAUAUUUUUGAGCUCGCUGCAGGAAAAGCCGCCAAGUGCUGCGCACGACCUCUCGCCAGAGUCGCAGAGCUUUAUCAAACAGCCGUCCAGCAAAUCAACUGCAACGUCUCAGGAUUUGGAUCUAACCCAGCUUGGCGACGAUGAGUUGAUUGUGCGCGAGGAGAAACGGGUUAGCAUUAGCUGGUCCCGCGAUGCCUCGCCAGCGCCACUGAUGACCUCUUCGGCAACGACGACAAGCACCAAGUCCGCCUCGCCAGACCAAGCGUUAACCGUGUCCAGUGAUUCCAACGUGGAGCGCGAGAUAUCACAAGGUGCACGCAAAAAGUCGAGCACGCCGCUCAAGUCUAGUCAAAGCGAAGGCUCCCAGGUGACCGUCAUCGAGCGGCAGGCAGACGUGGAAGAAAGUCCAAAAGAGGAGCGUCCGCCCACCAAGGCACAGCUGCAUCAGCUGGCUCAGACACCGUCAGAGCCCAGAAAAAAAACGGAACUGCCCAAGGAGCUGAAGGAUGCACUUAAAGUCGUCAACGAUUCGCUGCUCAAGAAAUUGGGCUCCAGGCCCUUUACAUCGUUCAGCCUAAAGACGCCCAAGGCAACCAUUGGGGAGCACUGGUUCCGCAUCUCUAGCACCGCUACGUCCAAUCCGCAUGAGGUUGAGGAUUACUUGGACUACUUUGAAUCGCUGUCCGUGCCAGUUUUGGAGUAUUGUGUCAACCUCUUCGAUAGCAAUGGCAACACGGCCAUGCAUUAUGCUGUCUCGCAUGGUAACUUUGACGUCGUAUCCAUACUGCUGGAUUCCAAGGUUUGCAACGUAAACCAAAUGAAUAACGCUGGAUACACAUGCGUCAUGCUCGUUUCUUUGGCCAAGCUGAAGCAAGCGGCGCAUCGGACAGUCGUGGAGCGACUGUUUCAGAUGGCCGAUGUCAACAUACGAGCAAAAAAGCAUUGCCAGACCGCAUUGAUGCUCGCUGUGUCGCAUGGUAAUAGUGACAUGGUUGCCAUGCUGCUGGAUGCCGGCGCAGAUAUCAAUAUUCAGGAUGAGGAUGGUAGCACGGCGCUGAUGUGCGCCGCGGAGCAUGGACGUGUGGACAUUGUUAAGCACUUGUUGUCGCAACAGGAUUGCGAUUCACUGGUCCAGGACGUGGAUGGCAGCACGGCUUUCAAAAUCGCUUGGCAGGCCGGACAUCGCGACGUGGGUUUGCUGCUCUACGUGCAUGAGCAGAUGCUGCGCAGCAAGCUGCCCAAUCGAGGGGAGCCCAUACGAAAGUCCCUGCCCCUGCCCGCUCGCCCAAAGCCACCAAAGUGAAACGGUAGCGGAAGUUCGGGGGAAAGUCGCAGCUGCCGGGCAGCCAUUCUGUAUUAGCGGCCAAAAUGUCGAACAAACAUUAGUGGUAAGAUUUGAAUUAGCAUUUCGUAGCGCUGUCUAGGGAAAACAGCUUAAGCAUUCCAUAUCAGUCCAGCUAAACUAUAAAAAAACAAACAAACAAUUGUUAAUAUUUUAGCUAAUAGUUAACACAGAAAACAGAAGGCACAAGCAGUUUUUAAAUAUUAUUUUUAAAUUGUAUUUAAUUGAAUCUCUAUUUAAUUAUAAAGUCUAAACAGCUCACAACUUAACAAUUAACCUGUGCAAAAAUUAUAAGUAAUGCUUAGUUUCGUAAUUAUGCUACUAAAAUCCAAUGGAAAACUGACAAAACUUACAUUUAAUUAAUAGUAACAUACAUAUUUCUUUUAAGCCCGUAAGAAAUUAUUUACAUUAUCACUAAACAAAUACUGCACUAGCCUGUGCUACACGAGUAGCAGCCAUAUAGCAACCAUAUCAGCAAACGACAAUGCAAAAAACGACAA
Messenger RNA from Drosophila virilis, 5494 nucleotides. It is a transcript of the gene Kank, whose product is annotated as kank. Gene Ontology annotation, molecular function: protein binding. The record is from RefSeq and is a predicted model, not a curated record. Lineage: Eukaryota; Metazoa; Arthropoda; Insecta; Diptera; Drosophilidae. Gene Ontology annotation, cellular component: cytoplasm; cytoskeleton. Gene Ontology annotation, biological process: negative regulation of actin filament polymerization.